AUAUAAGAUUCAGUAACUAAUGCAGUUAGUACUAUUAUUUCUAAAUAUGUCAUCAGGUAGUACUUCCUUAAAAUUGUACUGAUCCCAAACUGCCAAUCUGCUAUGCGUUUUAUUUAAAAAUCUCUAGCAACUUCAUGACCACUGGCGAAAUGCUUAAUAUCUAUUGCUUAGUUUUUGUAAAAGGAAAAACUGACAGUUAGUUCUGUUGAACUUGACUCGGGAACUGGCUUUCAAAAGUGCCACAUCACGUCCUCCUGUUAAGGGAAGUAAUAGUGAUAUAAAUCUACAUGUCAGUUGCAUAUUUUAGGUAAACGCUGCAAAAAAGAGAAGCUUGGUCGGAAUAUAGCAUACAGCAAUAUCGCUAAAGUCGCACUGCAGGUGUUCUGGGCUAAUUUAGCAGAUAGGUGUUUUUAACUGUCGGUCUAGUGUUUAUUAUUAUUUGUAACGUCUUCGGUGUCUGUGCUAUUGCUGGAGCCGGUCAGAGCUUGAAAUGUUCGCUCUAAGUUUAGAUAUUCGCACAGAGGUGGGGCUGCCUUGUCACACUUUCCACACUGACACUGUUGUUAAAACGGUCCGUCACAUUGUAGUAGUGUCGCUUUAAAUGCGGGUUGCGUAGAUCCUUCAUGAAUGAAACCAUGUGAUCCAAACAUCAUUUGACGUCUGGCGCCUCCGACCAUAGACUAAAACAAGCGAGGAAGAAGUGGACAUAUCUAGAGACGUGUGAGAAGGCGUGAGCGGAAAACACAUUUCUCCAACUGUCUGCGCUCGUCCACACCGGGACCACCAACCAUCGACGAACCGCAACCUUCGCUGGGCGAAAGGCGCCGCUCGGACUUCUGGUCUGUUCAGAAGAUCAAGGCUCUUGUGGCAUGACGACGACUAACAAAGGAAAUAAAGCCUUGAAGGUGAAGCGUGAGCCGGGGGAGAAUGGCACCAGCCUCACGGACGAGGAGCUGGUCACCAUGUCGGUGCGGGAGUUGAACCAGCACCUCCGCGGGCUCUCCAAGGAGGAGAUCCUGCAGCUGAAGCAGCGGCGGCGCACCCUGAAGAACCGCGGCUACGCCGCCAGCUGCCGGGUGAAGCGCGUGACCCAGAAGGAGGAGCUGGAGAAGCAGAAGGCGCAGCUGCAGCAGGAGGUGGACAAGCUGGCCACGGAGAACGCGUCCAUGCGCGUGGAGCUGGACGCGCUCAGGUCCAAGUACGAGGCCCUGCAGACCUUCGCCAGGACCGUGGCGCGGAGCCCCACCGUGGGGGUCGGCGUCAGAGGCGGAGGGGGCGGAGGAGGGGGCGGGGUGGCCUCCUCCGUCAUCGGCCCGCUCAUACCGGGGAAGGUGGCCACGGCCACCAGCGUGAUCACGAUAGUGAAGUCCAAGACGGACGCGCGGUCUUGAGGGGGGGGCAACGUUGACGCGGGUUCCGCUGCAUCCAUUUCUGAUCCUGCGUCCUCGCCGGCGCCCCCACCUCUCCUCCACCUGCACUGACGACGCCGUCGCCUGUCUUGCAUCAGUGCAGAUGAAAGAAAGGACUAUAAAGAUGCAGUCCCUUGGUCAGCGCGUGAUUGAGCACAUACACAGGGUUCCCACGGGGCAAAGAACUGCAGAAUUUUAGGCCGGGCAAAAACAAACACCCUAAAAGGCUGAAUACGUUUGGAUCAGUGGCCGUUCAGAGGCUUAUAAUGAGAUGUAUGUACAAUACUGACAUCACACAAACAAGCAGAUUCUAAAUCACACGUUCAAUUUAAAAAUCCGAUCAGGAACAAGGUUUUGUGGAUUCCCACAAUAGGUCCCGGAGUUCCAAAAGAAUAUAAUUCGUGAGAAUUUUUCGUGAGCUGCUGAUUUCAGUGGCUCGCUCCACACAGCCAAGAACUUCUCCCGCAAAAUACUACAGAAAAAUAUAUGGUGGUACCUGUAUUUCUACUGUUUUGUACUGUGUUGUCAUUCACAUGAGGUCCAAAGUGUAUUCUCUGUGUGUGAAUUGUUAUAUUAUCAGGAAUUCUGUGAAAUUCUGUGACACGUGUUUGUUUUGGUAUUGCUAUAUUUAGUUAGCUGUAUUUUUCUAUGGUCUUUUUACUUUCUAUGUUCGACGCUCUCUCACCUAGCUGUUCUUUUUCUGUCCUGUAUUCCAGUUCCAGCUGGCUUCCAAUAUCGCAUACAAUACUUGCGUCUAACGGUAAAAAGAGGGACAAGGCGAUUCAUAUUUACCAAAAAACACAAUAUACUAUAGAGAUAAAAAGGAAAGCGAUUGAAAGACACUGACUUUAUCUCAGAUGUCAAGAAACUUCAGGGAAAUGAUGGUCUGAACGCCGGGAGGGAAUUAAGUUGGCUGCGGUUUGAGUUCCACUCAGUGUAAUCGUGACAUCUGGAAGGUCGAGUGCCUUGGUCCUCCAGUGAUGUGCAUCAGGACAAAGUCAGGAGGUCGUGGAGGGACGGUGGAGAUUCAGCCUAUACAGAAAGGCUGAGGUCUGCUGACAGCAUUUAUCUCUCACUGUGCAUUGUGUAGUAGCCAUCACGGUUAAUAUUAACCACACUCGUUCAUGUAACGUGGCAUUUUGUUCACUAACUAAAAGACUUGACUGUGUUUACCCUCAUUUUCCUGUACAGAAAAUAUUUUUUGGGGAAGCCCUGUUCGAUUCGACGCUAACGACGUGCUUUUGAUGUUCCUGAAUCUGUUUGGCUCCUCGCUCCAGGUGAAUCUAGGUUGUUACACCUCCGGCAAACGUUUUGCUUCAGACAAAAAGCGGUUUAGGUUUCAUUUCUCUUGUUUUUAACCACAGCGCUCGCUUCGCCAGUGCAGAUGUUUUGUUUUGUUUUUUUGUUUUUUUUACCAGCACUGCAGUCAACUGGCGAUGAAUAACACAGAUGUUUCUCUGAAAUUCCAGUUGCACAAAUGGGCUCUGAUUUUACACAAGCUUUACCAUAAAAAGUAGUGGUGUGUGCUAUUGUGUACUCAAAGAAUCUUUGUCUAUGUACGGUAGAGUCUGGAGUUUUAUAAAGACAAUUAUCUUUGCAUUGUUUGUAUUGACCUGUAAAAAAGGUAUAACAAAAAUCUGUUUGAUAUACAGUAUCUCUCUAUUUUGCAAUUGUACCAAAAGUGGCUUAACUACUGAAUAGCUUUGUUUUUUUCUCUAGUGACUAGGCACGUGUGUGUUACCGUGAACUAGUGUGUGCUGUGUAGGUAUGUGACGAGGUAACUAUAAUGUUCACUAUUUCAAGAUGACUUUGAUCCUUGUUUGAUUUCAAGCCAACGCGGGUGAUGACACCGUGAGUAACUGCACUCUUGCUCUAAUCAUGAAAUCGUGGUCCUCCUGGCCCUGUUGUUCCGCUGCAGCGCUGCAGACGUGUUCAGACUGUUUGUUAGGCUGCUCCUCGUCGACACUUAGGAUUUGGAUGUUUUAGGUUUGGUGAAGCCCUUUUCUGUAUUUCUCGACAGGCCUGUGUUGGCUUGUUGUGGUCCUUUCAUUGUUAACGGUGGGACAGAUAAUGUGACUGAUGAGACAAAGUGUUAUCAUGAACCUCACAGGCUUAACGAUGUUGUGUAUUCAGGUCCGCUAGCAACACACUCAACAAUGGGCCUUUAUGGCUGAAUCGCUCUCACUCCCUCAGUAAGUUAUUUUAUGUAUUAUAUGUGUGUGUGUGUGUGUGUGUGUGUGUGUGUGUGUGUGUGUGUGUGUGUGUGUGUGUGUGUGCGUGUGUGUGUGUGUGUGCGUGCGUGUGCGUGUGCGUGUGUGUGCGCGCGCAUUAAGGACAUUUGUUUUGGUUGUACAUAUUUAAUGUGGUUAUGUAUAUUUAAUGUUCUUCCUGUUUUAUUUGUUUUUGAACUGGUCUGUGUCAGGGAAUAUUGUUUGUUAUUGUAUUCGGUGUUUAAUGAAGUGAAAUAUUCUAUUCUGCUAUUUAAUGGUUUGUCUGUCAAGCAGUGGGGUUUUCUUCUGUUUUCUGUUGUAACUAAUGAAAACCCGACUUCUGUUUUAAUUUUCCUGAAAUAGAAGCAGUUCAUCAGAACUUAACAUUCAUGCAGCCUUUUACCUGAACUGACACUUUCCACUGUGAGGAAAAAGGGGCUUUCUCUCCCUGCAGUAGGUGCAGUAAGAUCAGUUAGGUGUGUCCUCACAUGUCCCCUACACUGACAUGCAGUCAAACAGCUGAACGAUGAGUAAAUGUGCCGAAAGGGAACGGGUUCAUUGAUUUUUCACAUUGAUAACCAUUGGUAUGUUCAGUUAACCUUUAAACCGGAGAUGUGCAAAUGUCAAAUUAAAAUGUCUGAUGCUUUUUUGUCAUUUAAAAAGAUUUUUAUCACAGGAGCAUAUUUCAUGGUAUUGAGCCGAAACUAUAUACUAUACUAUAUCAUGUAUUUCUUGAUAUUUUUAAGCAUUUGUCUUGUUUUCUAUGUGCAGAAUGCUAAUAUCAUCCUCUGCUGAUUUCUUUUGGAGCAUUCUUGGUCCCUCUGUUGCUUCCUGUUGAUCUCUGAUUAUAGACUGAUGUUUUUAUAGUUGUCUUUAACAGGCCGUCUGUGGGGUGUGUGGUCUUGUAGGUAAGAAAUUAGGACAAAAUACAACCUGCAUUCAUGCUCUGUGACGCUGCUCAUGAAACGAUAUAAUGCCACCUACUUCCUGUGUUCUUACUCUGGUUUAAAAAAAAGGACGUAAAGAGUGAAAACAAUAGUGUUGACAUGGGGCUGCGGUAGCAAAAAUGAACUCCUGCCACACAGGAUCGCUCUGUUCCAUUUUAUUAUAACAGCAGGUACAGUAUGAUGUGACAAAAUGAAAGCGCUCAUAUACAGAGUGAUUAAUAAUUAUUAAUGUUAGUAUCGGUUUGUGAAAUCCGGUUGUGGCUUAAAAAAUGACUGUGAAAAGCUAAAUUGACCCGACAUUUCCUACAUAAGAUGAGGUGAUAGGAUGCAAAAUCCACCGUAGCUGUUGUGCAAGUCAGUCAAACACCACUAUCUUUGUCUUCCAAGCUUAAAUAACCUCUGGUUGUAGCAUUUCUCCUGUACGGAGCAGUGUUUGGUCUCUAAGCGGUUCACUCAGCAGACAUGAUCAGCUGACAACACUGACCUUUUUAUGAGACGGGGCUUGAUGCCUUUUCAUACCACACUUUAUGAGCUUGUGAGACACGCUGACCUUAUUUUCCGCUGCCUGUACAGGGGUCGUACCCUCCUUAUGAAAAGGCGUUUCAUUGUAAACUUAAGCCACUCCUAAACCGCAUCUAUAAAUAUUUUACAGGGCAGAAAGGAGUGGUCUGAUGAGACUCUUAACCUGUUCCCCUUUCUACUUAUCCUAUCCCUUUGUCUUACAGAGUUUACAGUGUCUGACUGUAAAAGGCUUUGUGCAAAUCAUUAACUCCUUAUCUUGCUGCUCGACCAGUCAACCAGUUUGUUUUGCUGUUUAGUGAAUCAUGCCACCAGACCCUAAGAGCCCUUUCACCCACCUCCAAUGACGAUUGAUGACAGCAAAUGAGUAUAGGGAUUUGAUCAAUAAUAAUAUUUGUGCCCGCCUACUGUUUUUUCUUACACCUCCAUUCAUCAGCUGUACAAUCUAUAACGUCACAUGUCACCCAGAGUUCAGGUACCGCUACAUUAUUGUUUGGUUCUUUCCCAUAACCGACUUUCUAAUUUGACAUUAAUUUACAUUAAUUAGUGUGUCUGCUGGUGAGCAUUCGGCCAGGUUGCUCAUGGGAGCUGGGAUAUUUUUAUGUUUCUCAAAGUAUAUACUGUAAUGUUCUAUUUAAAGCUAUAGAAAGCUAGUGAGUUUGUGUGAAUAUGGCGUAGCCUGUUCAGAAAAGCCCUUGUAAUAGAAAAUCCUGUGUUUUGUAAUAUUUCUGUAUGGGGUGUAAUAAAUUAUUCUACAACAGUACUUUCUAUGGGAAAAUACUUAAAAUGUGACAGUCUUUGUAAGUAUGUAUCUUCACCUAAAUUAUUGUACUUUUUUUGCAAUUUGUAGAUACGUAAGUGAUGAUGAAAGGAUAUUGGUAUAAUCAUGAAAUUAACUGUUUCAUCAUCGGUCUAAUGCAUCUUUUAAUUUAUUGAUGUAUAUAGUGUAUGUUUGUUGAUAAACAGCUUACUUUAUUUUGUAUAUGACCAAUAAACAUGUUUUAAAAUGCAAAA
Betta splendens (Siamese fighting fish) is the source of this 6099-nucleotide messenger RNA. It is a transcript of the gene mafgb, whose product is annotated as v-maf avian musculoaponeurotic fibrosarcoma oncogene homolog Gb. The record is from RefSeq and is a predicted model, not a curated record. Gene Ontology annotation, cellular component: nucleus. The coding region runs from base 870 to 1391 and encodes 173 amino acids. The transcript has 3 exons. NCBI's taxonomy places the organism in Eukaryota, Metazoa, Chordata, Actinopteri, Anabantiformes, Osphronemidae. Gene Ontology annotation, molecular function: RNA polymerase II cis-regulatory region sequence-specific DNA binding; DNA-binding transcription factor activity, RNA polymerase II-specific. Gene Ontology annotation, biological process: regulation of transcription by RNA polymerase II; regulation of epidermal cell differentiation.